AUGUCCAAAGAGAUGGGCGAUUCACAUCACGGGGGUGAAGACGCCAAGGACUUCCAUGUUGGCCAAUCCCACGAGACGCCCCAUCGUGUGUACAACACAUGGACAGCCAGUGCCUACCAGGUUCUGAUGAUGGCAAGCUGGACUUGUAAUGUUGUACUAUAUUCGACCGUGUUCGAUGUUGGCGGUCCCAUGAUGCUGAUAUACUCAACAAUCAUCGUUACGGUCGGACAGUGCUUAAUGAUGAGUUCGCUGGCUGAGCUAUGUUCCGUGUGGCCAUAUGCAGGUGGUCAGCAAGCAUUCACGAAAUAUCUUGCCCCUCAGAGAAUUCGACGGUUCCUAUCAUAUCUUGUUGGCUGGGUCGUUCUACUGGGAGAGAUUGCCACGGUUUGCGGAUGUUCCAUGAACAGCGCACAAAUCAUUGCGUCUGUUGUCUCUAUCCACAACCCCACCUUCGUGGCCGAGACCUGGAGUACCUAUCUCAUCUUCGUGGCCCUGACGCUCCUGUCCCUCCUCUUCUGUUUCUCGCAGAAGCAUCUCCCCGCUAUUGCCGUUCUCGGUGGCAUCAUCACUCUGGGUGGCGGUCUCGCAUGGGCCAUCUCAUUCCUCACCCUCGCGCCCAAGCAUACGGCUAGCUUCGUCUUUACCCAUUUUAUCAACAAUUCCGGAUAUACUAGUAGCGCAUGGGUGGGCAUCAUGAGCUUCUACACGCCAAUCUACGCGCUGUACGGAACAGAUGGCAUCCUACAUAUUGCCGAAGAGAUGCGAGAUGCCCCAAAGAGCGCACCGCGAGCCAUGGUAUACUCCAUGAUUUUCAGUGGUAUCACUUCUGUCAUGGGCGCCCUUGUCAUGGCUUUUUGUGCUGGAGAUUGGGAGACAUAUAUGGAGUCAGACUUUCCAUUUGUAGACUGGUUCGUUGAUAUCCUUGACAGCUCUGCAGGCGGCAGCGCGCUGGUGAUCGUGGUUAUCGUUUUGCUCAACUUCCUUAUCGCCGUUGGCAUCAACACUGCUGGGUCGCGGCUAGCAUGGAGCAUGGCACAUGAUCAUGCUUUGCCCUUUUCUAGUACUUUUCAACAAGUCAACCAAGCAGCCCAGACACCGCUCAACGCACUCCUUCUUCUCGUUGUUACAGAGUUGGUUAUUGGCCUUGUCCUUUUCGGAAGUGAUUAUGCUUUCCAGAUUGUCGUCAGUCUGGGUGGAGUUGCAAUUCAGUUCGGAUACCUGAUCCCAAUCUUGAUGGUGAGCCCUCUGACCUAUACCCCCGAGAUGUCGAGGCCUGGGCUCACAUGUUUGAAACUUCUUGUUCGGGGCCGCAGUGUGCUCCCUGCUGACCGAAAAUUUAAAAUCCCGUUCGGUCUUGCUAUUAAUGUUGCGGCUGUCUGUUGGUCAUCACUUGUUAUCAUCAUCUUAUUCUUCCCUCUUUACGUGCCCAUAACUGCCAACAACCUUCUUGAUAUGAACUGGGCUGUGGUUCUUUUUACGGGAUUGGUAGUGAUUAUCAUCCUUGAUUGGAUGUUUAGAGGUAAACGUCGCUAUGUCAUUACAGGCGCAUAA
Molecule: messenger RNA, 1551 nt
Organism: Fusarium keratoplasticum
Lineage: Eukaryota; Fungi; Ascomycota; Sordariomycetes; Hypocreales; Nectriaceae
Exons: 12
Coding region: 1-1551 (516 amino acids)
Biological process (GO): transmembrane transport
Cellular component (GO): membrane
Molecular function (GO): transmembrane transporter activity
Source: RefSeq, a predicted model, not a curated record